CAUCCUUUCCACUCGGGUGAACCCAGUGAAGCUAAAACACACGGUUGACCGUGUUUAUCCCCUCCGCGACAUCCUGUUCUCCGUGUGCACUUCUCGCGUGCUGAUGUGAAGGAGAUGUCGUUUCUCUUUUUGUUUUUUUUUAGGGUUUCUUCUCGGGUUGCUGCACAGCUGCUGCUUCUUUAAGAGCCACCACCCGCCCCCUCUCCUGUAUUUUUAGCUGAGCCAGCCACUUCAUUUGCUGGAUAAGACAGACAGUUGCGUACCGUAUGAUCUCACUUAAUCGUUUUAAUAAAUGACAUCAAAUAGUAUACUGCGGAUUCGCCGUGGGCCUGCGGCCAGCUGUUCCUUAGAAACCUCGCACAGGAGGAGGAGGAGGAGGGGGGACAUUUGUCCCGCCGCUGUCGGAUGCUGAAACGCGUAGUCAGUCAGCCUGUGGAUGCUUGAUGUCCAUUAUGAAACGCAGUGCUGCGCUGGCUGCACAAUAUGAGGCGCAGUUCCUCUGAGAUCAAAUGAAUUACGGGAAAUCUGUUUAGGUGCAACAUCUUCCUGCGGCGCGGACGGUUCAAAGUGGUCCAGCAUCUUCCCUCUGAGCCUCCUGCUUCCUCUUCUCUUGGACUGUGGAUAACAUAAAGCCUUCAAGACGGAGGGGGUGGUGGAGCAUCGAGGAAAAAACAGGGGCAAUAUGAGAGAGCGGGACUUCAUGCCCAAUAUGGAGAGGGGCAAACCUGCUACUUAUACGGGGGACAAAAAGGCUAAGAUGGCUGCUAAGACUAACAAGAAGUGGGUGAGACUAGCCACUGUUUUUGCAUAUGUGUUGUCUGUGUCCUUAGCAGCCAUUAUCCUGGCAAUUUACUAUAGCCUGAUCUGGAAGCCAACCAGCGCAUCCUCUUCUGCUGGGAAGCUGGUGGUGCCCACUCCGACUGCAAACAUCUCAACUAACAUCUCCACAAACGACAACAUGACAGAGUGGAACUCUACGCAAACACGGCUGUUAUCUCUCAACCAGACCAGACAGGGCACAACCCCGCACGGUCCGGCGAUUCAGUGGGGUGACAGAGCGGAGAGAGUGGCGGUUUCCCCGCGGGGUGCGGGAGCAGAAAUUGCGCACUCGCAGCAGGAGGAAGGACUCUACGCGUCUUCCCACGGUCACACGAGCGCGGAGAGGUCGGGAGCUUUGGGUACAGAGACGCAAGGGUCUUCUCAACCCCGCGUGAGCCACUACAUCCCGUCGAGCACCGCGAGGGAGUCUGUCGCUGAGGACAAGGGGGAGAGGGAGGCGCGCGGGGUGACAGAAAAGCGCGAGCCCGAAGACGCUAUCACUCUUCCUCCGACCUGAACGGUGAGCCGAGGUGGCCAUGGAAGAGACUGGUCGGGCCUAAUCCCCAUCACCACACCACCCUUAGGACCCCCCAUAUUUAAAACAGUUACCCCCCCCCAAAAAAAGGAGUGUUUUACAUCCUCAGUACCGCAGGUCGGAUAACUCACGUCUUUCAAGUGAAUUUGCAGAGCCCCGUAUGGAUACUGAACUGCACAUGUUAACAGACAUCUUGCUUUUAUUACCGAGAAAAGAGGAGAGCUCCCCCGUGGACCCUGUUCCCCCUUAACUAUGCGUUUCCUUUUUCUUUUGUUUUAGGCCAUCUGUAUGCCUUAAAUCAGUGUGUGUCUACUUUACCUCGGACAGCUUCUGAGGCCACUAACCUGCCUGCAUGUGUGCAACACUGAUAUAUAUAUAUAUAAAUAUAUAUACACACUCUUUCCUAUUCGUUUAACAAUAUAUAUGUAAUAUGGUAGAAUCUUUUUGUGUGUGUUACAUAUAUAUUGUUAAAUGAAUAGGAAAGAGGCUCCAGAGAUGCUUUUGGUUUUGCAGGACCUAAAUAUGUCUUGCAGGCAUACAGCUCCUAACAUCACUGCCAUUCUUCAGCCAGUUUAAAUCAAUACUACAUUAUUGCAUUUUUAACACAUAGGCCGUGUCUCCUUUCAUGGAUUAAACCCAGGACACCAAGUAGAAGGACCUACGUUAUUGAGUUAUGCUCAGGUAUGUGCAUAUAACCAUGUAAAUGUAUUCUGUAUUUGGUUGUGUACAUAUAAGGCAGGCAUACAUCUUUGGGCCUUGACUUAACUUUUAGCAUAAUUAGAUGAUUUUUAUUAAAGCUAUAGUAUAUAUGAUAGGAGGAACAAUAUCACAAGGUUACAAAUAAACAUCCUAAAAUGAUUCAUUUCUAUGGUUUUAUAACAGAUGUAUGUAACUAAAGAAUUAUUCACUGACAUUAUCCUGUAUGUUACCAAUAUUUUAUUUAUUUAGAGCCAUAAUGGAUACUAUAGAUUCAAAUAAAU
Molecule: messenger RNA, 2334 nt
Organism: Pelmatolapia mariae (spotted tilapia)
Lineage: Eukaryota; Metazoa; Chordata; Actinopteri; Cichliformes; Cichlidae
Exons: 1
Coding region: 683-1336 (217 amino acids)
Source: RefSeq, a predicted model, not a curated record